AAUCGCGACCGCGAGGAUUGAUAUCAAACAACAACUUCGACAACUCAAAACACCACCGGCGAAAGAUGUCUUCCCUGAGCGCCAAGAUCGGUCCAUCGAUCCUGAACGCGGAUCUGUCCCAGCUGCACGGGGAGUCGCAGCGCCUGCUGGACAACGGGGCCGACUAUCUGCACCUGGACGUGAUGGACGGUACCUUCGUUCCGAACCUCACCUUUGGCCACCCGGUUGUGAAGUGCCUGCGGAACAAGAUUAAGGAUGCCUUUUUCGAGACGCACAUGAUGGUGCAGGCCCCGCAGCAGUGGAUAGAACCGAUGGCGGACGCCGGAGUCAACCAGUACACGUUCCACAUCGAACCCGUCAUGGACAGUGUGGUGGACAUCUGCCGGAAGGUACAGGAAGCGGGAAUGAAGGUUGGCCUGGCCAUCAAACCGGGCACUCCGGUGGAGGCGGUCAAGGAGUUUAUCGCGAUUGCCGACAUGGUGCUCAUCAUGACCGUGGAGCCGGGCUUUGGCGGGCAGAAGUUCAUGGCGGAUAUGAUGCCGAAGGUACAGUGGCUGCGCGAGAACUAUCCCAACUUGGACAUUGAAGUGGACGGAGGCGUGGGAUUGGCCACGAUCGAUGCGUGCGCGAAGGCUGGGGCAAACAUGAUUGUGGCUGGGACGGCGAUCAUUCGGGCGGACGACCAGGCGGCGGUGAUUCGACAGCUGAAGCACUCCGUCGAGGGGGCUAUCAAGCAUUGAGUGGUUUGAUUUGUUGUGUUUUCUGAUGGAAUUCCUUAUUAUUGAAUAAAAACGGAUUUUUAAUAAAAUUGUUUUUUGAACACAUU
This is a messenger RNA of Culex quinquefasciatus (southern house mosquito), 826 nucleotides long. It is a transcript of the gene Rpe, whose product is annotated as ribulose-phosphate 3-epimerase. The transcript is spliced from 2 exons. Gene Ontology annotation, biological process: pentose-phosphate shunt, non-oxidative branch; pentose-phosphate shunt; carbohydrate metabolic process. The record is from RefSeq and is a predicted model, not a curated record. Gene Ontology annotation, cellular component: cytosol. Lineage: Eukaryota; Metazoa; Arthropoda; Insecta; Diptera; Culicidae. Gene Ontology annotation, molecular function: metal ion binding; D-ribulose-phosphate 3-epimerase activity. Bases 66 to 740 code for a protein of 224 amino acids.